CAUAAACAUACUGCUCCAUUUCGGUCACAGUCUCUUUGUGCUCGGCCAAGCCGAGGCUGCAUCGCCGGAUGCGGUACCCGUGCACGUGGCCGACACCGCAAGGCACCGCAAGGCACCCACCCGCGCCAAGCCCCGCUGACGUCACCCCACGAUCGCGUGUUGGCGCCUCGCUAAUACCAUACUAGACUGCGCCUUCCCUCGGGCAAACGGCGUCUCCCGCCCUCCCGAGGUCUACCUUCCUGCCUCACGCAACUUCACUCACCCCAAUCCUCACCACCAGCCAUGGCUCGCUCGCGACGCAGCCCGGGCGGCCUCCCGGCCACCACCACCCUCCUCCUCGUCCUCCUCCUCGCCUGCUGCCUCUUUGCGCAGCCCGCCGCGGCCUUUGGCGCCGGCUCCGUGCCGCCCGCCUCCGAAUUCAACGGCUACGUCUGGCGCCACGGCGACAUCUCCGAGGUCCUCAAGUACCUCCCCGCCAGCUUCAUCACCGCCCACCGCUUCACCAAGCUCCAGCGCCGCCAAAUCUACUUUGGCAACUGGUGUCGCGACUUUUCCCAGGUCAUCGACACGACGUGCCUCGAGACGGUGCCGGAGCCGAUCCUGCGGGCCAUUGUGGCCGUCAUGGCCUUCAUGGAGUUUGGCUACGCGACCGACGAGUUCGACGUGACCCGCGAGCGCCUCGGCUGCUACACGCACGUCGAGCACAUUGACAACCCCAAGGGCUACCCGGACAACGCCAAGGACGUCGACCCGCGCCUGCGCGGGCCCCUCGACCCCCGCGAGCUCGAGUUCGACCACCGCACGGGCAUGAAGAACUACAUUGCCAACAGCGGCAGAGGGUGGGACACGUCGGCCGACUACAUACGCAGGCAGCUGCGGCUGAGCAUCGAGCUCGGCCGCAAGGGCCGCAGCGGCAAGCACUCGGACGCCGCAAAGGAGAGCCUGUUCCACCUGGGCGCGGCCCUGCACACGCUCGAGGACUUUGCCGCGCACAGCAACUUUGUGGAGCUGUGCCUGCGCGAGCUGGGCGAGGACAACGUCUUCCCCAUGGUGGGCGACCAGUGCACGGUCAAGGUGCCCGGCUGGAAGGGCAAGCAGGUGCCGCCGCUGGUGACGGGCACGUUUGGCAUGCUCGACAUUUUCCACAGCUUCCUCGGGGAGGCCGACGACAUGGCGGUGCUGCAGAGCAAGGGCAGCCUGGGGGAGUUGGAGGAGAAAUUCCAAUUCGGCGGCAUGGCCUUUGAGCAGCUCUUUGACCUCGUCAAGGGGGCCCUCGAGGCCCUCAGCAAGGUCACGGCCGGCAGCGAGCCCCUGCUGCAGCAGCUCGACGCGCUGCGGUCCAUCUUCCAAAAGGCCGAGCAGGACGAGGCGGGCAGCGUGCACAGCGUCGACGAGGACGACUCGUCGCCCGUGCAGAUUGCCAACGCCAACGCGCUCUGGUCCGCCAUCGAGCCCAUCUUCUACCCGCACGACCGCAUAAAAAAGUGGCUGCAGGAGGGCGACGAGGAGGAGACGGAGGAGCAGGCCGGCGACCAGGCGACCAACGAGCUCGGCGACUACACGACCCAGAUCGUGUGGCGGUUCCUGGCCAUGAUGAUCGAGUCGUCGGUCAAGGAGCUGCGCAACGCCGUCCGGGCGGCCAAGGAGAAGGUCGACCAGGAGGCCGCCAAGUCGCACUCGGCCGAGAUCUACCGCGCAGGGUCCGACGCCUCCGACCCCAGCCACUCGGACCUGUCCAAGGACCACUUUAGCAACGUGCUCAACCAGCCCGCGGGCCUCGUCUCGACCAUCACGACCAACUGGGCCACGCAGCAGGUCGUCAGGUGCUGGGACAACCCAAAGCUCAGCGCCGACAGGACCAUCGACGAGAUCCUCAAGAUCCUCCACCACCCGGCCUUCUACAGCAGGCGCGCGCCCAUCCAGCAGUACAUGUUCGACACGGUGCGCGGCUGGUGGGAGCACCACUCGGAGGAGAACAGGGACAAGAUCCGCGGGAUGCUGACCCGCGAGAGCGUCCAGGCCCGCGAGCACGAGGACCAGCACCUCACCCUCAAGGACCUGCAGGGCACCCUGCGGGGCGCCGCCGAGUUCCCCGGGUCCCGGCCCGAUGUGAAGGCGCCGCCCAAGAAGCCGUCGGUGAUUGUCAAGGGGGUCAACGAGGUGAUUGCCGACGUGCAGUGGGUCGCCGGCACCGCGCACGAGAACACGAGCUACCUGGCCCGCGGGGUCUGGGACAUCAUCUCGCUGCCCGGGGGUUUGGUCGUGACGGUAUUCCGGGCGACCAAGAGGACGGCCGGGUGGGUGGCCAGCGGCGUGUAUGGUGUCGGGGCGAAGCUCUGGCCGUUUGGGAAGUGAUUGGGCGGACAGAGGAAUAAGCUGCAUUCAAGGCGUCUGGUAAUUGUAGGUUUGGCAUAAUAGAUUCAUCAGCAGAAGAAAUAUCAAAAAGUGGGUAUAUCCGACA
Microdochium trichocladiopsis is the source of this 2461-nucleotide messenger RNA. Its product is annotated as heterokaryon incompatibility Het-C. Bases 283 to 2355 code for a protein of 690 amino acids. The transcript has 2 exons. NCBI's taxonomy places the organism in Eukaryota, Fungi, Ascomycota, Sordariomycetes, Xylariales, Microdochiaceae. The record is from RefSeq and is a predicted model, not a curated record.